Molecule: messenger RNA, 6341 nt
Organism: Equus caballus (horse)
Lineage: Eukaryota; Metazoa; Chordata; Mammalia; Perissodactyla; Equidae
Source: RefSeq, a predicted model, not a curated record
GAGCACUGCCUUAGCCUGAACUCCCAGCCUGAGAGUGACCAUGUCACAGUGGCAGACUGAGGGCCAGAGCUGGACCUAGUGACCUAGCUGGAUCCCUGGGAGUUCCACUCUUUGCUCUAAUAUAUGGAGCUCUGGAAUGUCAGAGCUUAACCUCUGCUGUCAUUGAAGCCAAGCUCCUCACUCUGUAGCUAAGGAAUCCAAGGCCAGAGGGUGGGACUGGCCCAAGGUGACCAGCCAGUCAGAGGCUCAAGUGGCCACAUCCCAGCCCUCUGGUGACUUCCUACCACAGAGGGCUCCCAGUAAGACCCCGUUUCUCCUCACUCCUGCCUCCUGGCUCCUCACCCUCUGGCCCCUGUAUUUACCUCAUACCUUUCUUUCUGUCACCUCCCUUGAACCUUUCCUCCCUGCCCCACUUCUACUCCUGCCCUAGGCGCUGGAAUCCCGAGCCCAGCCGGCUCCCUCCCUGCGUUCUCCCGCCCCGCCCUCUCCAUCCAGCUCCCCUCUCUUCUCCAUCACUUCCUCUUCCCCUCCUCCUCUUCUUUGUCCCUCCCUCCCUGGCUCCCUUCCCCCGCCGCCAGUGGCCAGCCCGCCCCUCCUCGGGCAUUGGUGGCCGCUCGUAGCCUCGCUUCUAGCUGCUCAGAGCUUGGAGCCGGCGGCGCGGGAGGUCGGCCCGCCCCCUCAAAGGCCCGGGGCGGGCCGGGGACCUGGAAGGCCCGAGCUGGCGGGGGCGAGCGGUCCGGAGGUCCGGGUUCGGCGGCUGCAUGUUGUGCCUGGGUCAGUCCACCUUCCUCCGCUUUAACCACCCGGCUGAAGCCAAGUGGAUGAAGAGCAUGAUUCCGGCAGGGGGCCGGGCCCCCGGGCCCCCCUACAGUCCUGGCCCAGCAGAAUCAGAAAGCUUGGUGAAUGGGAACCACACCCCACAGCCUGCAACCCGGGGACCCUCGGCCUGUGCCAGCCACAGUUCCCUGGUGAGCUCUAUUGAGAAGGACCUGCAGGAAAUCAUGGACUCACUGGUGCUAGAGGAUCCUGGAGCUGCUGGCAAGAAGCCUGCUGCAACUUCCCCACUGUCGCCGAUGGCUAAUGGUGGGCGCUACCUGCUGUCCCCACCAGUCAGCCCUGGUGCCAUGUCUGUGGGCUCCAGUUAUGAGAACACCUCUCCAGCUUUCUCUCCACUCUCCUCACCAGCCAGCAGUGGAAGCUGUGCCAGCCACUCACCCAGUGGGCAGGAGCCAGCACCUUCCUUGCCCCCACUGGUGCCUGCCCGUUCUUCUAGCUACCAUCUGGCCCUGCAGCCCCCACAGUCCCGACCGAGUGGUGCCCGCUCCUCUGAGAGCCCCCGGCUAGGCAGGAAGGGGGGUCAUGAGAGGCCUCCAAGCCCUGGCCUCCGGGGUCUGCUGACAGACAGCCCUGCAGCCACUGUCUUGGCGGAGGCUCGCAGAGCCACUGAGAGCCCCCGGCUGGGUGGGCAGCUGCCCGUAGUGGCUAUUAGCCUGAGUGAAUACCCAGCUUCUGGUGCCCGCACCCAACACACCAGCAUUCCUGGCAGCCCCAAGUUCCAGCCUCCAGUUCCUGCUCCCCGAAACAAGAUUGGUACACUCCAAGACCGCCCUCCCAGCCCUUUCCGUGAGCCACCAGGCACUGAGCGGGCAUUGACAACCAGCCCCUCACGCCAACUGGUAGGCCGAACAUUUUCAGAUGGGUCAGCCACUCGCACCCUGCAGCCUCCUGAGAGUCCGCGCCUGGGUCGGCGGGGCCUGGACAGUAUGCGAGAACUCCCUCCCUUGAGCCCAUCCCUGUCCCGACGGGCUCUCUCCCCCAUCCCCGCCCGGACCACCCCAGAUCCUAAACUAACCAGGGAAGUGGCAGAGAGUCCUCGGCCUCGGCGCUGGGCAGCCCAUGCGGCUUCACCAGAGGACUUCUCGCUAACGCUGGGGGCACGGAGCCGUAGGACACGAAGCCCCUCGCCCACACUUGGGGAGUCCCUGGCACCCCGCAAGGGCAGCUUCAGUGGCAGGCUGAGCCCGGCCUACAGUCUGGGCUCUUUGACUGGGGCUUCGCCCCGCCAGAGCCCACGUAGCCAGAGGAAGCUCUCCAGUGGGGACUUACGAGUUCCUGUCACUCGAGAGCGGAAAAAUAGUAUCACGGAGAUCAGCGACAAUGAGGAUGACCUCCUGGAGUACCACCGGCGGCAGCGCCAAGAGCGGCUUCGGGAGCAGGAGAUGGAGAGGCUGGAACGCCAGCGCCUGGAGACCAUCCUGAACCUGUGUGCUGAAUACAGCCGGGCUGACGGGGGACCUGAGGCCGGGGAGCUGCCCAGCAUUGGGGAGGCCACUGCAGCAUUGGCACUGGCAGGCCGGAGGCCCUCACGAGGCCUUGCAGGGGCCAUUGGGGCCUCUGGGCGGAGCAACGAGGAGCCUGGAAGUGCCACGCAACGCCUGUGGGAGAGUGUGGAACGCUCAGAUGAGGAAAAUCUCAAGGAGGAGUGCAGCAGCACUGAGAGCACCCAGCAGGAGCAUGAAGAUGCACCUAGCACCAAGCUCCAGGGAGAGGUGCUGGCCCUGGAAGAGGAGCGGGCUCAGGUGCUGGGGCGAGUGGAGCAGCUCAAGGUCCGUGUAAAGGAGCUGGAGCAGCAGCUGCAGGAGUCAGCCCGAGAGGCUGAAAUGGAGCGGGCGCUGCUGCAGGGUGAGAGGGAGGCAGAGCGGGCACUGCUGCAGAAGGAGCAGAAGGCGGUGGACCAGCUGCAGGAGAAGCUGGUGACCUUGGAGACAGGCAUCCAAAAGGAGAGGGACAAGGAGAGGGCGGAGCUGGCCGCGGGACGGAGGCACCUGGAGGCCCGCCAGGCGCUCUACGCCGAGCUCCAGACGCAGCUCGAUAACUGCCCCGAGUCAGUGCGGGAACAGUUACAGGAGCAGCUGAGAAGGGAGGCAGAGGCCCUGGAGACUGAGACAAAGCUCUUCGAGGACUUGGAGUUCCAGCAGCUGGAGCGGGAAAGCCGCGUGGAGGAAGAGCGUGAGCUGGCAGGCCAGGGGCUGCUCCGGAGCAAGGCUGAGCUGCUUCGCAGCAUCACAAAGAGGAAGGAGCGCCUGGCAGUCCUGGACAGUCAGGCCGGGCAGAUCCGGGCCCAAGCUGUGCAAGAGUCGGAGCGCCUGGCCCGGGACAAGAAUGCCUCCCUGCAGCUGCUGCAGAAGGAGAAGGAGAAACUGACUAUGUUGGAAAGAAGAUACCACUCACUCACGGGGGGCAGGCCUUUCCCAAAGACCUCAUCGACCCUCAAAGAGGCUGAACUGCUCAUCUCCGAGUCCUCAGAGGUGGGGCUGGGGACUGUGGCUCUGGGCGCGUUCCCAGGGUCUUCUCAGGCUGGAGCCUCCUCUGUCCCCUUAACCCCACCUGCUUCCACUCAGCUCUGCCCCAAAGCACAAGAGUACGUGACGCUUGAGCAGCUAAAGGCGAUGUGGGGCACCUUGCCCAUGCCCACAGCCCCUGCGCCAGGCCUGCCUCUCUGGGCCUCUGCCUCCUGGGACCUGGUUCCCACCACCUGCCUUCCUCCCGUGCUGCCCUCUUCCUCCUCCUUCGCUUCUAUCACGCCUUCACCCAAGAUGGAGAAGCUGCUGCUCCCUGCUGUAGACUUAGAGCAGUGGUACCAGGAGCUGAUGGCCGGGCUGGGGACUGGCCCCACUGCAGCCUCCCCUCGCUCUUCCCCCCCGCCUCUGCCUGCCAAAGCUUCCCGUCAGCUGCAGGUUUACCGCUCCAAGACGGAUGGUGAGGCCACCAGCCCCCUGCCCCGGACCCGCAGUGGCCCCCUCCCCUCUUCCUCUGGUUCUUCCUCCUCCUCCUCCCAGCUCAGCGUGGCUACCUUGGGCCGUAGCCCCUCCCCAAAGAGUGCUCAACUCUCCCAGAAUGGCACAGGCAGCCUUCCUCGCAACCUGGCAGCCACGCUGCAGGACAUUGAGACCAAGCGCCAACUGGCCCUGCAGCAGAAGGUCGAGUUGCUUCCUGCCGAGCCCUUCCCAACCGACGACCCAGCAGGGCAGCAAGUGAUUGAGGAGCAGCGGCGGCGACUGGCUGAGCUGAAGCAGAAAGCAGCAGCCGAGGCACAGUGCCAGUGGGAUGCCCUGCACGGGGCGGCCCCCUUCCCAGCGGGCCCCUCGGGCUUCCCCCCACUCAUGCACCACUCUAUCCUGCACCACCUGCCAGCCGGGCGGGAACGUGGGGAGGAGGGUGAGCACGCCUAUGACACACUGAGCCUGGAGAGUUCCGACAGCAUGGAGACCAGCAUCUCCACAGGGGGCAACUCGGCCUGCUCCCCUGACAACGUGUCCAGUGCAAGCGGCCUGGACAUGGGUAAGAUUGAGGAGAUGGAGAAGAUGCUGAAAGAAGCUCAUGCGGAGAAAAGCCGACUCAUUGAGUCUAGGGAGCGGGAGAUAGAGCUGCGGCGGCAGGCCCUGGAGGAGGAGCGGAGGAGGCGGGAGCAGGUGGAACGGAGGCUGCAGAGUGAGAGUGCCAAGAGGCAGCAGCUGGUGGAGAAGGAGGUCAAGAUGCGGGAGAAACAGUUUUCCCAGGCCCGACCCCUGACCCGCUACCUGCCAAUCCGGAAGGAGGACUUUGACCUGAAGACCCACAUUGAGUCGUCAGGCCAUGGUGUUGAUACCUGCCUGCAUGUGGUGCUCAGCAGCAAGGUCUGCCGUGGCUACUUGGUCAAGAUGGGCGGCAAGAUUAAAUCAUGGAAGAAGCGCUGGUUUGUCUUUGACCGGCUGAAGCGCACCCUUUCCUAUUAUGUGGACAAGCAUGAGACGAAGCUGAAGGGGGUCAUCUAUUUCCAGGCCAUCGAGGAAGUAUACUAUGACCACCUGCGCAGUGCGGCCAAGAAGAGGUUUUUCAGCUUCACUAUGGUGUCUGAGAGCCCAAACCCAGCCCUCACCUUCUGUGUGAAAACCCAUGACCGGCUGUACUACAUGGUGGCCCCAUCAGCAGAGGCCAUGCGCAUCUGGAUGGAUGUCAUUGUCACCGGGGCUGAGGGCUACACUCAGUUCAUGAACUGACUGGUGUGGGCCUCCUGGACCCUCAGGCUGGCCCCAGGACCCAUGCCUGACCACUUGCUGCUCCUCACCCCUGGAGACAGAGUUGCACCCUGGGCCCCAGGCCUCAAAGAAGUGCUCCUAGAGGCCCUAGGGGGAUAGAGCAUGACUGGGGCUUUUGUACAAGAAGAUUUUUGUAAUGUUCUAUAAGGAGCUCAUCCUGUGAGUUUCUGAGCUCGGGCCCCCUAAAGAAUCAGCCAGGAGAUAAAAGGUGGGGAGGGGGCUUUGCUGCCUCCUAGGAGUCCAGAACUUGAAAUAACCCUUCAGGCUCCUGCCCUGGCCCCAGCCAGGGCUGAGGAGCUGUCAUAGAGGGGUUCUCUCAGCUCUGACCUGGCACUUGUGCUCUCAAGCCCCUGUUCUCUUUUGUAAAGGACAAAUUAUGGUACCAGAAUCUGCCAAAGAUCCCCUCUUGCUUCAGCCUCCUUUACAGGGGCCUUGGGGGCUGAGCAGAGCCACAUCCAGAGUGGGGUAACAGCUCAGGCAGUAUACUUCUCAAACCCUGCUCUACCCCGUUGUUCUCCCGCAUUUAUACUUUUUAUUACUUUCCUCAAGGGCCAGAGACCUCGAGUGUCAUCCUUGAGGUCCCAGCCCCAUUUCCUUUUUGCAGACCCAUCACCAUGGUCACCAUAGUGACUGUUUCAUCGCCAUGGUUACAUACUAAUUGCCCUGGCUCCAUGGCUCAGCCCACUGCUUCAGUUGUGGGCCCAUCUGAGGGUACGUGCCAUCAUCUCUCCAGCCCAGGCCCUUGGCAUCUCGUGAUGGGGGGAAGGGACUGGACACCUUCUCCCUGCCCCCUGCCUGUGUCUCCAGGCCCUGAUGCACAGCCUACUGGGCCCCUAGUCCAGCCCUCUCCCUUCCACUCGUGCCUUGCUUAGAGCCAGAAGGGACGAAGCCAGGGGAUCUAGAGACCAGAGGAGGAGGUUUGGGAAUGGGAGAGGAAACUAAAAGGGCCUGUACAGGGCUGAGUUUCUGACAGGGACAGAGAGCUGCUCAGAUGCUCCCUGAGGGAAGGCCUGAGCAGGAGAGGAAGCAGCAGAUGGGGAGGACCCUGAGGUCUGGCUGCCUUCCCUUUUGCCUUGGAAGGAUAAUGAAAAUGAAGAGCAGAGGACCAGGCUUCCAGCUGUGUGGCCUCGGCCCUUUCCGCCUUAACACUAAGCCCACCUUCCUGCCCCCCUUCCCAGCACUGGGCCAUGGUUGCUGGGCCCGGCUGGGUGAUUUUCAGUAUUUGUAAGUGUCUCAGCAAAACAAUAAAGCAUUUGGAGUAUG